AUGGCGCCCUUGACAGCCGCUUCAGACGAAAAGACGCACCAAGCGCUCCUAGACAAGCUCGACAUCUAUGCAGUUUCUAAACCCUUCCGGAAUCCCAACUGGAAGCCACCACAGCGCCGCAACAAGAACCUGAAGCAGAUCCUCGGCGAAGCUUCACGGAAAGAGGCGUCGGUAAUGGCCACACAGAACAACAGUGGCAUUUCAACCCCUGCGGCCGCCAGUGAAGGCACCAAUGCAGCUGGAAACGCUGGCCGACAGCCCAACAUUGCACAGGCGGCUCAAAGCUUGAGUACGCUGGUCCUGGAGAAGAAUGGCAGAGCAGCUGCGGGAGGAAACGCAGCCGGCCCUGCACCCACGUACACAAAUAUCGAAUCUGCACCGAGCUUCCACCCAAGCAGUCAGAAAAAGUACUGCGACAUUACCGGCCUUCCUGCGCCAUAUACGGACCCCAAGACGCGUCUGAGAUACCACAACAAGGAAGUGUUUGGCAGUAUCAGGACGAUGCCGCAGAACGUAUCUGAAGGCUAUCUCGCGGCAAGAGGCGCACACACUGUCCUGAAAUGA
Messenger RNA from Bipolaris zeicola 26-R-13, 564 nucleotides. RefSeq lists its product as uncharacterized. The record is from RefSeq and is a predicted model, not a curated record. Gene Ontology annotation, cellular component: Ino80 complex. Bases 1 to 564 code for a protein of 187 amino acids. NCBI's taxonomy places the organism in Eukaryota, Fungi, Ascomycota, Dothideomycetes, Pleosporales, Pleosporaceae. Gene Ontology annotation, biological process: chromatin remodeling. The transcript has a single exon.